AUACCUGGAGAUAACAGGAUAUAAAAUGACCUGUGAUUUCUGUUGUGGAAAGUCACAGGCUAUGGCUGGGGCAUUGACGAUAUUACUGGGGUUUAUUCAUACAUUCAUAAUUGAAAGACAUGCUAAUUUUCAGUUUGAGAUUAGUGAAUUAAAAUCUAAUUAGUAAAUUUAAAAUGCACUGUUUUUCCCAUCCAAGCUCAUGGACCUCCCCCAAGGUUCUGUGCAUGGCGGGGUGUCUGUGGACACCAGGUUAGGGUACUUGCUUUAUGUCAUUUAUGUCAUUCGGUUCUGUUCAAGGAACACUCGACAAAGCUUUGCCUCUGUGAGUCACUAUCUGGGCACCACGGAGUGGUACAAGGGAAGUUACUGAUGCAGAGGAGAUGGGAGUGGAGGAGGAAUGACGCUUUGCUGCCUGCUACUACGGGCUGGCAUUUUAUAUCCUGGAUCUCGUUUAAGCUGCACUUAAGCAUGUGAAGAAACUGAAAUUCAGAGAAACGCGCCUGAGGUGUAAUAGCUAGUCAGUUGCCGCGCUAGGAUCUGAACCAAGCCCUGUCCCAUUCCAAGCCGCUCAGUCAGAUUGAGCGUUGGAGGCGCGAGUCCCACUCCCCGCGUAGAGGAGGAUGUGCGCGUCUUUAUGGAGAGGGACGGGAAGUUGCGAAAGCCUGCACUCAAGGAGGAAAAUUGUUCACUUUUGCUUAUUUUGUAGCCAAAAGCUGGGUCUCUUGGAUCGGGUUCGCCUUUCUAAUCCUCGUGGUAGCAAUACUAAAGGAAAGCUAUUUACCCCUCUGAAUGUAGAUGCCAUAGAAGAAAGUCCUUCUAAAGAACCAAAGCCUGUUGGCUCAAACAAUAAAGAGCGUUUCCGCACCGCCUUCCGCAUGAAAGCGUACGCUUUCUGGCAGAGCUCUGAAGAUGCCGGGACGGCCGACCCCAUAGCAGAAGACAGGGGCUACGGGAAUGACUUCCUCAUCGAAGACAUGAUCCCCACCCUGAAGGCCGCCAUCCGAGCCGUCAGAAUUCUACAAUUCCGUCUCUAUAAAAAAAAAUUCAAGGAGACUUUGAGGCCUUAUGACGUGAAGGACGUGAUUGAGCAGUAUUCUGCCGGACAUCUUGACAUGCUUUCCAGGAUAAAGUACCUUCAGACGAGAAUAGAUAUGAUUUUCAGCCCUGGACCUCCAUCUACUCCAAAACAUAAGAAGUCUCAGAAAGGGGCAGCAUUCACCUACCCAUCCCAGCAAUCUCCCAGGAAUGAACCUUAUGUGGCCAGGCCAUCCACAUCCGAAACUGAAGACCAAAGCAUGAUGGGGAAGUUUGUGAAAGUCGAAAGGCAGGUGCACGACAUGGGGAAGAAGCUGGAUUUCCUGGUGGAUAUGCACAUGCAGCACGUGGGGCGGCUGCAGGUGCACGUCGCCCACGUCUGCCCGGGCAAGGGGACCUCUUCGCCAGCGGAGGCGGAGAAGCAGGAGGACCACAGGGGUUCGGAUUUGAAAACCAUCAUCUGUAACUACUCCGAGACCGGCGCCCCCAACGCUCCCUGCGGCUUCCACCAGGUGCCCAUUGACAGAGCCGGCCCCGACCCCAUGAACCUGUCCCAAGGGGCACCCAGUUCUGCAAAGUUUCACGCCACCCUUUCCUCCUCGGCGACCACCUAUGCGGAAAGGCCCACCGUCCUGCCUAUCUUGACUCUUCUCGACUCCCGAGGGAGCUACCACUCCCGGGCUGAACUGCCCAGUCCCUGCUCGGACCGGGUCUCCCCCCAGCAGAGACGCAGCAUCACCCGGGACAGUGACACGCCCCUGUCCCUGAUGUCCGUCAACCACGAGGAGCUGGAACGCUCUCCAAGUGGCUUCAGCAUCUCCCAAGACAGAGACGAUUAUGUGUUUGGCCCGAGCGGGGGGUCGAGCUGGAUGAGGGAGAAACGGUACCUCGCCGAGGGUGAGACAGACACGGACACAGACCCCUUCACGCCCAGUGGUUCCAUGCCUUUGUCGUCCACGGGGGAUGGUAUUUCUGAUUCGAUAUGGACCCCUUCCAACAAGCCCACUUAAAAGGGGUCGUGGGCUGGCUCCUCCUUGUAAUGUAGACAGACUUUGUAUAGCUCACUUGCUCUCACACCCGCCAUGUACCUGUGAGAUCCCCAGUGGCUGCAUCAAACGCGUGCAUGUGCGUGGUAGCCCCACCUGGGCUGGGGCUUCUCGUGGCCUUUUUCUUCUCCAGGUCACCACAGUGAAGCCGCUUCCUUUCAAGCAUGGUUUGCAUGACUUUACACUAUAUAAAUGGUACCGCUAACCUCUUUAGGAUACA
Messenger RNA from Physeter macrocephalus (sperm whale), 2301 nucleotides. RefSeq names its product potassium voltage-gated channel subfamily Q member 3 (gene KCNQ3). Gene Ontology annotation, biological process: potassium ion transmembrane transport. Bases 621 to 2045 code for a protein of 474 amino acids. The transcript has 6 exons. The record is from RefSeq and is a predicted model, not a curated record. Gene Ontology annotation, molecular function: voltage-gated potassium channel activity. Gene Ontology annotation, cellular component: membrane; voltage-gated potassium channel complex. NCBI's taxonomy places the organism in Eukaryota, Metazoa, Chordata, Mammalia, Artiodactyla, Physeteridae.